CUUUGAUGGAUGAUGGGACACAGAGGUCCCACUUGACGCGCUCACUUUCUUUCUAGAUUGAACGCAAAAUCAAAACGUAUUACGGCAUUGAGUGAUGUGGCUCCCUCUAUGAGACUUCGAAGAAAACAUUCAUAGCUGUUUUCUGCACUUAGCAACAGAUGGAGCCACAAAUUCCGUCAGUUUUGUUUUCUUCAGUUUUUGGAUCCACUUCGUGAUUUUCUCCUGUUUUCAAAGCUGCGUGAACUGCUACGAGAUGCCUGGAGAACGAAAAAACCUGAGUCGGGAAGAAGCCUUGGAGCUUUAUUUUAGUUUACUGACAAGUCGAAUGACAGCGCCGAUGAGUACUGCGAUAGUUCUGAUGAGGAAGACUUUGUGCUUGGAAGCGCUGAGAGCAGCGAAGAGGACGACGUUUCGCCUCCUCUGCCUGUUCCCACGACAAGCAAGCGCAAAAAAAUUGCGCGCAAGCCCUACUCAGGAAAAAGAACAAAACCAAAAAAAGUCAAGAAGCUCCCUGAAGGGUCAGGUGAUGAUAAUACAGCCAGCCAGUGGGACAUGUCCAAAUUCAUUGCGACGAUUCCGACAAAUCAUAAUGCAUCUGGAUCGCAGAAGAUCUUGGAAAGAAGCACUGCCAUUGAAGCAUUCAUGCUUUACUUCGAUGAGGACGUGAUCAAACAUAUCGUGGAUCAAACAAACUUGUAUGCAGCAACAACCAACCGGAAACGAUGGACGACACUCACGUGCUUGGAGCUUCGUGCCUACCUUGGAGUCCUCAUUUUGAUGAGUGUAAAUCGCAUGCACCACCUGCAAAUGUACUGGUGCUCAGACAGCUUAUUUCAUGUGAAAGAAAUCGCCCAAGUGGUGACCUACAAACGAUUUCAACACAUAACAAACUGCCUGCACCUCAACGACAAUGAAAAAAUGCCCGACUACGGCUCAAAAGAUUUUGACCGUGCAUACAAAGUUCGGCCAUUGAUAGAGAUGAUGAACGAGAGGUUCCAGGCCCACUACUCGCCAUCCAGUCAUCUCGCUGUCGAUGAGAGCAUGAUUCUGUUCAAAGGCCGCUCAAGGAUGAAACAAUACAUGCCAAUGAAACCAAAAAUCAAGAGAGGAUACAAAGUUUGGCCUCUAGCGGAUUCUGAGACGGGCUAUCUCCUCAAGUUCCAGCUCUACGAAGGAAAGAGUAUGCAGAAGCCAGAAGACAGAACCUUGGGCGAACACGUUGUCCUGACUUUGGCCGAUGGUGCCGUCCCUGCUGGCUCGCAGUUAUUUUUUGAUAAUUUCUUCAGCUCCACUAAGCUGCUUCAAGAGCUGCGAGAGAAAGACAUCCUUGCUUGUGGCACAUUUAGAGUGAACAAGAGGGAUCUGCCAUCCGAAGUCAAAGUUGACAACAAGCUGGAGCGAGGGUCCUACAUUUGGAGGAAGAAGGCUGAUGUGGUAGCCUACCAAUGGCGAGACUCUAAAAAUGUGCACAUCAUGUCCAGCUAUCAUGACCCAGAAAGCGUCGUGCAGGUCCAGCGAACCCUUCAAAACGGGAAGAGAAAGGAAUUGGACUGUCCAUGUGUUGUGAAAGAAUACAACGCAUGAAUGGGAGGGGUUGAUAAAUUUGACCAGAAAAGGAAUGCCUAUCCAGCGGACCGCCGUUCAAAGCGCUGGUGGAGCCGUAUCUUUUACUUCAUUUUGGACGCAGCGGUGGUCAAUGAUUUCAUUCAAAUUUCCUCCAUGAGUCCUGUCACCUAUCUGCAGUUCCGCCUGAUGCUUGGGCGUCUCCUGAUUGCCCAAAACACGUUUCGAAAAUCGAAAACAACGCUGAAAGCCCACUACAACAAGAAAGGCAAGAAGAAUGGGCGCGCAAUGAGUGGUGUACCAGAUGAACUCCGAUUUGCCGGAAAUAGUCACCACCCCGUCCUCACUGGGAAACGACUGCGGUGCCGGUGGUGCUCUACAAAGCAGAAGGAAGUGCGCACCAAAUACCUCUGCAAAAUGUGCAAUGUGCCACUAUGCGUCACUUGCUUUGGCCCGUUUCACUGCUGCUGACAAUUUGACUGAAGUGGAUGGUGGGACAUACCCUGUCCCACAUAGUGAAUACAUGCUAUGUGGUUAGUGGGACAUACGCUGUCCCACUUUUAUCUCUUUUGUAAGCAGACAGUUUCCACUCGUGUUUGUUUUGUUUGUAAUAAAACUGCCCCAGAAAGCCUCUGGUGAUGAAAAAUUGCGCCUAAAUUACUUGU
This is a messenger RNA of Dermacentor andersoni, 2228 nucleotides long. RefSeq names its product piggyBac transposable element-derived protein 4-like. Lineage: Eukaryota; Metazoa; Arthropoda; Arachnida; Ixodida; Ixodidae. The record is from RefSeq and is a predicted model, not a curated record.